UCCAGGGGAUCUGACACCUUCAUACCAAUGUACAUAAAAUAAAGUUAUUUUUUAAAAAAGAAAGAAAUGAAAGACUGUAAAGGUAGAUAAGUGGUUAAGAACACUUGAACACUUGAUACUCUUCAAGAAGAACCAAGUUUGUUUCCCAGCACCUACGUUGGAUGGCCCACAACCACCUAUAAUUCCAUCUCCAAGGGCUGUCAUGCAAUACUCUGCCUACAACUGCUCUGAACUCAUGUGAGUAUAUAUACAACAGAGAAACACAUUACACACAUUCACAAGAUUAAAAAAAAUCUUUGGGGCCUGAACAGACAUUUCAGUGGUUAAGAACAAUUACCACUCUUGCAGAGGACCUGUGUCUGGUUUCCAGCACACACACACAGUGGUUCAUAACUGUCUUUAACUCUAGUUCAGAAGCUCUGAUGCUCUUCUCUGGACUCUUUGGGUAGGAUGCAUGAAUUUGGUAUAUGACACACAUGCAGGCAAAACACCUGUGGACACAACAUAAACAUUAAUAAAUCCUUUAAAAAAAUAAAAUACAAAGGUCUUGAGAGUGCAUCUCAUUUGUAGAGCAUCUGCCUAACAUGUGCAGGCAAGACAAGACCCUAGGUUUGAUUCUCAGCAUAAAUAUUUUAAUACAGAAAUAUAUAUAGAAAUUAAUUAGAUUGGUGAAUAAUGCCAAUGAGAGUAGAGGACAGAAAAGCAUUUUUUCCUAACUCCAAAAACAGCAAUUCACAAUUCUAUAAAAAAAAGAAAGAAACUCAUUGAAACACAGGUUGGCUAUAAGAAAUCUCCAUCAUAUUAUUACUCCAUUAAUCUACAAAGGAAGGUAGAUAGAGUAGUUUAAAAACAUAACAUACUUAAGUUUCCAAAAAGCGAUAAAAAAUGUAUUCUUUCUCAGUUUGGUUUGGUAUACUAUAUUGCUGCCAAUGCUAAAAUUUAUAGAAGAAAUUAAUAUUCAAGAGAAUGACAGCAUGGAAUUAAACUCACAAAAGUGUCACUAGCAUGUGGUGCCAGGAAGCAUCAGUGAUCAUUCCUAUAGAGAAGUGACUUUACAACAAAUGCCAAGUUCCUGGAGCAAGCACAGAGGAAAGAGGUGGGCUGAAAACUUGUAGGAAGAAUCAAGACCUCAUCUUCUGUUCUUCCUCUGCCUCCCAGUUCCUGAUGCCACCAACUCUUCAUAUCAUCUUAACGUCACACAAGAAGCACUCCCCUUACCCAUCCUUUGGGCUGAGCCAGGUUCUAUCAUCUCUUGGGGGAAGUCGGUGACCAUCUUGUGUCAAGGAAACAUCCAAGCACAGGAGUACUACUUAAAUAAAGAAGGAAGAACAUCACGCUUGUACAGCCAGACCGUAAUGGAGCCUGGGAGCAAGGCUAUGUUCCCCAUCCUAUUCAUUACAGAGCUCUAUGCAGGACGAUAUCGCUGUUACUAUGAGAGUCCUGCUGGUUCUUCAGAGCACAGUGACAUGCUGGAGCUGGUGGUGACAGAUGUCUAUAGCAAACCUAGCCUGUCAGCCCUGCCCAGUUCUGUGGUGACCCCAGGAGAGAACGUAACCUUUCAGUGCGUCUCAUGGUUGGGGUUUGAAACCUUCAUUCUGACCGAGGAGGGAGAAAACAAGCUCUCCUGGAUGGGUGACUCACAGAGACAUCCAAAUGGGCACAUGCAGGCACUUUUUCCGAUGGGUCCCGUAAGCCCCGGCCACAGGCGGAAGUUCAGGUGUUACGGGUAUGACAACAGCAAUGCCCAAGUAUGGUCAGCACCUAGUGAACCCCUGGAGCUCAUAAUCUCAGGAAUGGUUGAGACCACCAGCUCAUCACCAAACAUGUCAGACCCCAAAACAGGCUCACAUCUCCAAGAUCACACAGUGGAGAAUCUUACCAGGAUCACAUUGGGUGGCUUGGUCCUGUUGGUUCUUGGAAUUCUUCUAUUUGAUGCUCAGCACAGCCAGAGAAAGACACCAGAUGCAGCCAGGAUGUGAAGAGCAGAGGCAGCAGUACCCAUCUCAGAGUGGUGGAAAAACGACUACUGUACGUAGUGAAUUCUACAAGCUGAUGUGACUCUGGAGUUAAAUCUUGGCACAGACUGGGUCAACUCUGAGUUUGGAUCUCCAGGGGAGUGACAUGAUUUGGAAGCACAGAGAUGUCAGGAUAGUUUUUGAAGAUAAUUAUUCUUCCAUUAAACUCUGAUACUUUCCCACAAAUGCUGUUAUUUUCUCUGACUGGUCCCUUCUUUUCUCACCCCUUUGCCUCCCUAAAGUACUCAUUUUCUAUUGUUUUUCCAUGUAACUUAACAAUUUGGGUUAAUAACUGCAUUCCUUCAUGAAUGAUGCAUA
Molecule: messenger RNA, 2333 nt
Organism: Peromyscus maniculatus bairdii (prairie deer mouse)
Lineage: Eukaryota; Metazoa; Chordata; Mammalia; Rodentia; Cricetidae
Product: leukocyte immunoglobulin-like receptor subfamily A member 5
Biological process (GO): immune response-regulating signaling pathway; cytokine-mediated signaling pathway
Cellular component (GO): plasma membrane
Molecular function (GO): inhibitory MHC class I receptor activity
Source: RefSeq, a predicted model, not a curated record